GCUCUGUUGUUAAUCCAAUUUUCUGUUGUAUCCUUGUAUAGGUGGAAAUUAGAUCUGAUCUUAUGGAUGCUCAUAUGUAUGCAUUCAAAAGUUUUGCCUUUUGCUCUUGUUGCUCCUACAAAUUCAGUGUGCCUUUCUUUUACUGAAUCCUCAUAUCUCUCCAGAUCUGUUUUGCAAGAAGUUCUUGAUCAAAAGGAUACAUUUCAAAGUUAAAACAGGAUGUACUUCCAUAUCUUGUUCAGAGCCAUCUGGUUAGUCGAAUACAAGGAUGUUUAUUGUACAAUUUCCUUAGAUCUCUAACUUAGUCUUUUUAUGAUUGUUUCUUGAGCAUCAGAAAUCAGAGGCUUCACUAAAAUAUGCACCACUUGUGGAAGAAAAUGGAAACCAGAAGAUCAAUACUCAGAAUAACCAAGCAACUCUGUCUCAGAUAAUUGCUAAUGCAUCUACCCCAAGCUUUUAUAAACUCUAUGAAUUGGGUUCUAAUGGUUCUGCUCCUAUUUGGAAAAAAAAUAAAUGCUGUGCUUAUAUUGCUGGCGAUAGCAAGUACUGUGUGUGAUUGAAUUCCAUUCAAGCAUUCAUGGACAUCAAUCGAGAUAUCAUUGGUGAGGCAAAUCAUCUGUCAGGGCAUUCUUUCUCUGCCCAUGAUAAUAUCAUACAUCCUUUGGCAGAGCUUGGAUCAAAAACUACUGAAGAGAAACUUUACGCUAGGUGGCCCUUUGCGGUAGGUCCUAGAGUAUGCCUAUUGUUAACUGCUGCGGUGAGUAGAAUGGGCAAGAAAGACUUCGCGAUGUCAGAUGAGUGUGCCACUUAGCUCCCAUUUUUUCAGAUGAAUUUGCUUGUAUUUGAUUAUUAUUAAUUUUUUUUUAUACUAGAAAUUGAAUCUUAAAUUAGUGAUUAAAAGUAUAACUAACUC
Molecule: messenger RNA, 913 nt
Organism: Rubroshorea leprosula
Lineage: Eukaryota; Viridiplantae; Streptophyta; Magnoliopsida; Malvales; Dipterocarpaceae
Source: the annotation of a GenBank genome assembly